CUUAAAUCUAACACAAUCUAUUAAAAGGCUAUCAGCAUGGAUUCCUCUGGAGAUGAAAACUCGAAGCCUAAUACUUUAACAUUUUCUAGCGAAACUGAGGAUAUUUUCUCCGAUCUGGCGUUCCUCAAUGUAGAGCAAUCGGGCUCAUUGGAUGAUCAGAUUGACCACUGGUUGCGAGCUCCUCCCGCUGAGCCUAUUGGACAGGAAUCAUUGCUAUCGGGCAACACUGAGAGCAGUGAACUACUUGAAAAUGACAUGAGCCUCUCAGGUUUAGCUUUUGAUAGCCUCAACCCUAAUAUCCUGCAUCUCCCAUCUGCACCUGUCGACACUGGCGAUUAUCCCGCAACAGCAACCAGCUCUAUGGGUGAGGGGACUUCUCAAAGCUCUAUACAGACCGGCAAAUUGGGUGCAAGAUUUACUCAGGAUACAGUCAAAAUCCUGAGAAAAUGGUUUCUGACCCAUGGCCAUCAUCCAUUCCCUGAUGAGAAUGAGAAGAAGAUACUUCAGCAGCAGACUAAUCUCAGCAAAUCCCAAAUCAUGAAUUGGUUUGCUAAUGCACGGCGUCGCGAUAAAAUAUCCCGAUCUAGAGACGAUUUACCUUGCCCUACAAAGGCGAUGGAUAUGCCCCGAAGGCCAGACACUCCAGCUCCUCGUAGAGCCACAGACUCGAUGAAUCCACUAGAGCGGUGGGUGGAGUCGCCGCCAGAAAAUGAGCCUGCCUCAGCCGUUGACAUUGCCCGAGCUAUUGCCUCCAGCCCGCCAGCUUCAUCAUCUGAUUCUAGUCAGACCUGGGGUUUCUCAAGGAGCACAGAUGGUUCAAGCGGCAGUAGGGGCUCACGAUCAUCAGCCGAUUCGCAUGGUAGUCGAUCCAUAGAAGGACUAUACGAUCCCUUGGUGAACAUUCGCUCACGCCGUAGAAGAAGAAAAAGAGCCACGAAACAGGGUAAUAGGCGGACGGUAUUGAUGAAUCAUGCAAAGAAAUUUCCGUGCACAUUCUGCACGCAGAGCUUUGCCAGAAAAUACGACUGGCAACGACACGAGAACUCAGUGCACCUACCAUUAGAGAGGUGGAUUUGUUGUCCAGAGGGCCCGCUGAUGAACAACCCUACGAACCAUGAUAUCCUAUGCUGUGUCUUUUGCGGCCUGGCUGAUCCUGAUGAUUCGCAUAUUGAGAGCCAUCACUAUACAGCAUGUCAGAAACGAACCGUCCCUGAGCGGUCGUUCAAUCGUAAGGAUCAUCUCCGCCAACAUUUGCGAAUGUUCCACCAGAAUGCAAGCUUUAUUGAGUGGUCAAUGAUGUCAUGGAGGAUUAAAGUACCUGCCAUUCGCUCUCGCUGCGGCUUCUGCGGUCACCAGAUGGCAGAUUGGGAAGCUCGUGUGGAUCAUAUCUCUGACCAUUUCAAAAUGGGAAAGUCAAUGGCCGACUGGCAAGGCGAUUGGGGGUUUGACCCUGAGAUUGCAGAAAUCAUCGAGAAUGGAAUGCCUCCCUAUCUCAUCGAAUUCGAAAGAUCCACACCUCUGCCUUUCGAAGGAGAGAAGACUUUGGCCGCUACUCCCUGUAGCGCCUAUGAACUACUAAAACUUGAACUGUCAUAUUUCAUGCAGAGAUUCUACGAAGAUAAGUCAUGUAUCCCAUCCACCAAGGAUAUGCAGCUCGAAGGUUGCAGAAUUAUUUUAGCUUCCGAGACUAUGAGCCAGAGCUCUCACUUACCUGUCUCUUGGCUACGUGACUUGAUAUUCUCAGAUCCCAAAGUCUCACAGGAUGCACGGUUCAGUCCGAUCCGAACAGCUACCGAGUCGAGAUUUUAUCCAAUUGAGGUCAAGGGAAAAAACACUCUAUUCGAAUCAUGUCCAUUUGAGAAGCAGCUCCUUGAUACUGUUUCGUCAAAAUUAUCUAUAACUCCAUCUUACUAUUUAAACGACCAGGAAAUUAGACAGCAAAGCUGUUUGAUCAUUGGGCAAAUGGAAGAUGUCUCAAUCACGCCUUCGGAAUUUAUUGCAACAUGGUUGCUCAACUUGAUACACUCCGAAGAUAGCUGGAUCUCGUUAUUCCGACAACGUGCCAAUAUUCCCCGAAGCCCCGAGCAUGAGUGCAAUGAAGCUACAACAAACGAUUUCCAGGCCAGCAUUCAUGAUUACAGCCGAGUUGAUCAAGCGCUCGUAACAUACUUGGAACAACAAAGGCACCUUGGUAUUGAGCCCAGCAACGAUGACCUUAGGAAUCAAGCUCGAAUCGCUGUGAAUCAGAGUCAUGACAGAUGGUUCCAGACAACAGCUGAUAACGACUUGUGGCUGCACUCUUUUAGAAAAAGAUAUCCGCCCAUGCCGAACGAAGACAUCUCCUUGACUUCAGCACAGAACGCUACGACGAACUAUACGCCCACCACUAACACGGCCACGACAUUAAACGCCAUUUCAGGCCCUAACAAAUCUCGACAUAUCCCGUUAUCAAGCGCUGACCACGAGACUCUCCUGAAUGCCCGCUCUCUAGUCUCGGGAGCCACACUUUUUGCAGCUAACGACUGGAACUUUUACCACUGGCUCGAGGAUGACCUUCGUCGCUGGGCUAUAUCGACCAUGUCGCCUCAUAACCCCGCGCAGCAUAUCCCGUCUGAUGAGGAGUUCCAGCAUCAUGCUCGGAUGGCGACGUAUAACGAAGAUGAUCCGUUUAACCAGACUAUUGCGGAUAACCCUAUUUGGCUGGGAAUGCUUAAGAAGUCAUUAAAUAUAUAAUAGGGUUAGGAAGGAUUAGGUUACGACUUUUUAUAAAGAUGAAUCGGGUUGAACACUCUGUAAA
Fusarium oxysporum Fo47 is the source of this 2797-nucleotide messenger RNA. RefSeq lists its product as uncharacterized. Bases 37 to 2733 code for a protein of 898 amino acids. Lineage: Eukaryota; Fungi; Ascomycota; Sordariomycetes; Hypocreales; Nectriaceae. The record is from RefSeq and is a predicted model, not a curated record. The transcript is spliced from 4 exons. Gene Ontology annotation, biological process: regulation of DNA-templated transcription. Gene Ontology annotation, molecular function: DNA binding.